Chlorocebus sabaeus (green monkey) is the source of this 2778-nucleotide messenger RNA. RefSeq names its product mucin 6, oligomeric mucus/gel-forming (gene MUC6). Lineage: Eukaryota; Metazoa; Chordata; Mammalia; Primates; Cercopithecidae. The record is from RefSeq and is a predicted model, not a curated record.
CAGUGCCACAGGGUCUACCCACAGCCCCACCAAUAAUCGGCAACCACCAGUGGGACCAGCCAAGCCCACAGUUUAAUCAUACAGCCAAAACCUCUACAUCCCUACAUUCACACACUUCCUCCACACACCAUCCUCAAGUCACCCCAACUUCUACCACCAUCACCCCUUGAACUCCACCACUACAGGAACCAGCACCCUGUGGCCCCACCACCUCGCCACCAGCAGCAAGCUACCCACAACUUUCACCACACACUCCCCACCUACAGAGAGUAGUCCCGUCUCUUCCACAGGUCCUAUCACUGCAACAUCCUUCAAGAUCACCACUACCUAUCCAACCCCAUCACACCCUCAGACCACACUUCCUACUCACGUUCCACCUUUCUCCACCUCCUUGGUGACUCCAACUACUCACACAGUCAUCACACCUACCCAAACACAGAUGUCCACUUCUGCCUCCAUCCAUUCAAUGCCAACAGCACCAGUACCUACAACAGUCAAGGCCACAGGGUCCACCCACACAGCCCCACCAAUGACGGCAACCACCAGUGGGACCAGCUGCUCGAGCUCAUUCAGCACAGCCAAAACCUCUACAUCCCUACAUUCACACUCUUCCUCCACACACCAUCCUGAAGUCACCCCAACUUCUACCACCAUCAUCCCCAACCCCACCACUACAGACCGGCACCCUGUGGCCCAUGCCACCACCUGGCCACCAGCAGCAGGCUACCCACAACCUUCUACCACACACUCCCCACCUACAGAGAGAGCAGUCCCGCUCUCUUCCACAGGUCCUAUGACUGCAACAUCCUUCCAGACCACCACUACCUAUCCAACCCCAUCACACCCUCAGACCACACUUCCCACUCACGUUCCACCUUUCUCCACCUCCUUGGUGACUCCAACUACUCACAUAGUCAUCACCCCUAUCCACCCACAGAUGUCCACUUUCUCCUCCAUCCCUUCAAUGCCAACAGGCACCAUUUCUCCACCAACAACGGUCAAGGCCACAGGGUCCACCCACACAGCCCCACCAAUGACAGUGACUACCAGCGGGACCAGCCAAGCCCACAGCUCAUUCAGCACAACCACAGCCUCUUAUUCCUUCAUAUCCUCCUCCUCGUGGCAGCCCCCGAACUCUAGCUCAAGGCCACCGUCACCACCUUCUGCCACCACACAACUCCCCCACUUGAGUUCUGCAACCACUCCUGUUUCUACAACUAAUCAGCUCUCCUCCUCAUUUUCUCCCACUCCUUCUGCCCAGUCUUCUGUUUCUUCUCAUGUACCCUCCUCCCACUCCUCUCCCCAAACUUCAUCUUCAGCUGGUACAUCUUCCUCUGUCGUGUCCACCCCCGUGCACUCCACAACCCUGAGCUCGAGCUCACACUCCUCGUUCUUCACUCAUCCCACGACUGCAUCAGGGUCUGCAUCUCCUCUUUUUCCUUCUUCUCCAGCUGCCUCUACCACCAUUAGGGCCUCUCUCCCCCACACUAUCUCCUCUCCUUUCACCCCCUCUGCUCUACUCCCCAUAUCCACUCUUACUGUGUCUCCCACCCCAUCCAGUCACCAAGCCUCCAGCACCGCUGCAUUUCCGUCCACGCCCAGGACCACGGCCAGCACCUACACCGCCCCUGCCUUCUCCUCUCAGUCCACCACCUCACGGUCCACUUCUCUCACCACCCGAGUUCCUACGUCAGGCUUUGUGUCACUCACCUCGGGGGUGACGGGUAUCCCUAGCUCUCCACUCACCAACCUUACCACCAGGCACCCUGGUCCCACCUCACUGCCUACCACGCAGUUCCUGACCAGCUCCCUCACUGCGCAUGGAAGCGCCCCUGCUUCUGCCCCGGUAUCUUCUCUCGGGACACCUACGCCCACCUCACCUGGGGUCUGCAGCGUGCAGGAGCAGCAGGAGGAGAUCACGUUCAAGGGAUGCACGGCGAACGUGACGGUAACCCGCUGUGAGGGCACCUGCAUUUCUGCCGCCAGUUACAACACCAUCACCCAGCAGGUGGACGCCCACUGCGGCUGCUGCCGCCCCCUCCAAUCCUAUGAGCAGCAGGUGGAGCUGCCCUGCCCAGACCCCAGCGCGCCUGGCCGGCAGCUCGUACUCACCCUGCAGGUGUUCAGCCGCUGCGAGUGCAGCUCUGUGGCCUGUGGAAACUAGCAGGGUCGCUGCCUGCUCUCCUGGGGCUGAAGGACUGCAGAUGACAGACAGGACAAACACCCGCCAGCCCGCUUCCCACUUGUGCCGGCAGCUGCUUUCCUGGUCACCAGGCCUGGCCCCCAAGUGCCCCCGGCCGUGGCUCACCUGGGGCACCGGUGGGAGAGGGGCUGCCAAGCAGAGGCCCAGACCACCACACCCCUGCAGACCCUGAGCCAGCAGAGAGGGACUGAGGCGGGCAGUGGCCACGCACCCUCCCAGGCACACAGGGCACUCCCAACCACCCGUCUGCCAUCCAACACCUCCCAGCCCUUGAACUUGGCCCCAGCCCUGCUGGGCCCAGAACCCUGCAGAUGAGGCCAGAGCAGGCGCUGGACCAGACCCGUCAGGACCUGUGCCGAGAUGGGGGCAAGAGGUCCAGGCAGUCACCGACACAGAGAAGAGGAGCUCCCCAGAGUCAGGGAGGGCAGAGGGUGGCAGCGAGGGCAGGGCAGCCACCCCCGCUCCCAGCCAGGCAGAAGGCUCCCGCCAGCACCACACCUGUCCCCAGCAGCUUGUCCUCGGGAGACGGCGUCACCCGGCCAGAGACUCCAAAUAAACUGGUUCUUGUCAAGGCA